GUUUCAGUAGGACGCCAUUUUGCUCGAGUGAGGGGGAGAGCGCCAAAGGUUGCAACUAUUAAACAGCCUUACGUAUUUUCAGACACGAUGGCAAGCCCGGGUAAAGACAACUACAGGAUGAAGAGCUAUAAGAACAAAGCACUGAAUCCUCAGGAGAUGCGUCGAAGGAGAGAGGAGGAAGGAAUCCAGCUUCGCAAACAGAAGAGAGAGGAGCAGCUUUUCAAGAGGAGGAAUGUAUGUGUAUCUACAAAUGAUGAAUCAAUGCUGGAAUGUCCAAUCCAGGAUCCAGACAUCAGCUCCACAGUACCUGUUUCAGGUGAUGGGGUCAUAACUCCAGAUAUGAUUCAGAUGAUCUUCUCUGAAGACCCAGACCAGCAGCUAAUUGCUACACAGAAAUUUAGGAAAUUACUCUCCAAAGAGCCAAACCCACCCAUAGACGAGGUGAUUUCCACUGCUGGUGUUGUGAAUCGUUUUGUGGAGUUUCUGCAGAGGAGUGAUAACUGCACGUUGCAGUUUGAGGCAGCCUGGGCACUAACCAACAUUGCUUCAGGUACCUUCUUACACACCAAGGUGGUGAUUGAAACAGGAGCUGUUCCCAUUUUCAUCGAGCUGCUGAACUCUGAGUAUGAGGACGUCCAGGAACAGGCAGUGUGGGCACUUGGGAACAUAGCGGGAGAUAAUGCGGAGUGCAGAGACUAUGUGCUCAACUGUGGCAUCCUGUCAUCUCUACAGCAGCUACUCGCCAAAUCCAACCGUCUCACGACAACCCGCAACGCAGUGUGGGCUCUGUCCAACCUCUGCCGAGGAAAGAACCCACCACCGGAUUUUGCCAAGGUGUCUCCUUGUCUCAGUGUGUUGUCCAGGCUUCUGUUCAGCAGUGAUCCAGAUGUGCUGGCUGAUGCUUGCUGGGCCCUGUCCUAUCUGUCUGAUGGUCCUAAUGAAAAGAUCCAGACGGUCAUCGAUUCUGGGGUGUGCCGCAGACUGGUGGAGCUGCUCAUGCACGGUGACUAUAAGGUUGUUUCUCCUGCUUUACGUGCAGUGGGCAACAUUGUGACAGGAGAUGACAUCCAGACUCAGGUAAUCUUGAACUGUUCAGCACUACCAUGUUUACUCCACCUCCUCAGCAGUCCCAAGGAAUCCAUCAAGAAAGAGGCAUGCUGGACUGUCUCCAACAUCACAGCAGGAAACAGAGCUCAGAUUCAGAAUGUGAUUGAUGCCAACAUCUUCCCAGUACUUAUUGAGAUCCUUCAGAAGGCCGAGUUCCGUACGAGGAAGGAGGCAGCAUGGGCAAUUACUAACGCCACCUCUGGUGGCACUCCUGCACAGAUAAGGUAUCUGGUGUCUCUGAAUGCCAUCAAGCCCAUGUGUGACCUGCUGACAGUGAUGGACUCAAAGAUCGUGCAGGUAUCUCUGAACGGUCUGGAGAACAUUCUAAGGCUCGGCGAACAGGAGGCCAAACAGAACGGAACAGGCAUCAACCCUUACUGUGCUCUUAUUGAGGAGGCUUACGGCCUGGACAAGAUUGAGUUUCUGCAGAGCCAUGAGAACCAGGAGAUCUACCAGAAGGCCUUUGACCUGAUUGAACACUACUUUGGUGUCGAGGAGGAGGAUGCCAACCUGGCUCCACAGGUGGAUCAGAGUCAAGGCCAGUUCGUCUUCCAGCAACAGGAAGGCCCCAUGGAGGGUUUCCAGCUUUAACCCUGCCUCACCUCCACAGCCCCUUCUGCUUCUUGGUCUCUAAAUCUCUGCCAGAGACGUCAGCCUACGAGCCUGCAAACUCUCCUGGGACCUCACUUUCUCUUUGCUGGGCCAGCUCCACCAGCUCCUCCCCAGACCUUCACUUCUACUGUGUCUUCACAUUAACACCUGCUCUGGAGGGACAGAGAGAGAUUUGUGUGUUUUCAUAUGGAAAUGAAAAGUGAGAGCACAUCUGUUUCAGACUGUCAGGGCCUGAAUGGAGGGCUCAGCUUUGCCGGUUUCCAUUCUCCUGAUGCCAUGUGUAAGCCAUGGAAAGCUAAUUCAUGUUUAAGAAAGAAUUCUCCUGUUUUUUCUUGAGUGCUGCAGUAUGAUGUUCGUUUGACUUCCUGUGAUAUUUCAUCAUUCUAAUGAGGUUAAUUUGCAAUUAGAAACUGUUGUCUCCAAAUCAGCAUCCGUAUCCCUUUUUUAAUGUGAAACUACCUCUUCAGUCUUGAGAAAGAAACUGUAAGGAAAGAAGGAAAAGCUAUACAUGAAUAGAUAAAAUGCCAGACUGAUUUCUUCUUUCUUUUACUAUGGCUAGAAUCCAACCUUGUGUCGGGGUUGACCUGUCUGCAGGCAGGUAGUGGAUGUAAAUACAAUGCUAUUGUACGUCCCAGUGUUGCCAUACUUCAAGUCUGAAGCAGCUGCACAUGCUCUCUGGGCUCUUUCUUCUCUCCUGUCAAUUGAGAAGAACUUGAUGUGCACCUGGAGACUCUGGGCCUUUUAUUUAUUUGUCUUUUGAGAGUUUUGGAGGAGCUCUUCUUUCUCUUCUCCACCUUCAGCUCUGACUGAACUGCAUCUUGGAUUAUGUAACUGCCCAACUGGCCCAAGUUAGUUUGAAAUCUGUGAAUGUUGGCUAUUCACUUGUGUUUUGCUGCUUAUUUUAAAUGUUCUUUAUCUCAGAAAGCAGUACAGGGGCAAAAAGGUGCUGUCUAUGUUACAUGAUGCAGUGUGUGCAACAAUAUUGCAAGGUAAAUGAUAUUUUUGUUCUGUUUUGUAGUUUGUCACUCUGAACUAGCAACAUAUGUCUUAAAUUAUUUUUCUGUCUGCAAACAUGUCCUUGAUGUGAUGGGAUUAAUCAACUGACUUGGGGUUUUGUAUAUUAUAUAUACAUGUAAGAAAGUGUAAAGUAUUUAAGUGGCUGUGGGAAAAUGUGAUAUGCAAUUAUGUUUUUGGACUGAUAUGCAGUUGUAGUAAUUCCAGUCCAUCCUUGCUUCUCCUUUAUACACUCUUGAAAGUUUUGUCUGAUACACUUUGAUUUUGAUUUUUUCAUCUUCUGAUUUUGUGGUGAAGUCUUGGAAACAUGGAUGGAAGCAGUGUUUUGUUUUCCUACCUUUGGCUCUACCCCUGAACCGGACAGUUUUUCAAUAUGUGCACAUUUGAGAACAGUGAUUGGUGGAGAACUCGACAUGAAAUCAACCUGUAUUCACGUGAAAUGGAAAAUAUUUUAAUGCAGAAAUUAUGUCAAGCACAUUUAGUCAUGUACAGUUUUCUAAUACUUCUGGUUUGUAUUAUUGAAUAUCAUUUUUAGGUUUUGGUAGUGUUUUUGUUUUCUCCUGUUUAGGAAUUAAUUUGCUGUGUUCUUGUGGCUCUCAGUAGAAAUUGCGUGGUGGAUAGAACUCCAGCAGCCUGUGAACAGCAGUGAAUUACUGUAUGCAGCACGGUCUGUGGUUCCUAACACUGACUGGAUCACAGGUUUGACAGUGAAGCUGGCUCAGGCUGUCUGUAAUCAUGCCUGGCUUUUCUUUGUUGGGAUGCCCACGUACACUGUGCAAGAAGAAUGAAUAAAUUGAUCUAUUGAAUACAAACCAUA
This is a messenger RNA of Chelmon rostratus (copperband butterflyfish), 3550 nucleotides long. RefSeq names its product karyopherin alpha 5 (importin alpha 6) (gene kpna5). The transcript is spliced from 14 exons. Gene Ontology annotation, biological process: NLS-bearing protein import into nucleus. NCBI's taxonomy places the organism in Eukaryota, Metazoa, Chordata, Actinopteri, Chaetodontiformes, Chaetodontidae. Gene Ontology annotation, cellular component: nucleoplasm; nucleus; cytoplasm. Bases 88 to 1698 code for a protein of 536 amino acids. The record is from RefSeq and is a predicted model, not a curated record. Gene Ontology annotation, molecular function: protein binding; nuclear import signal receptor activity.